AUGUUCCGACUUCGUUGUGGUUUUAGACAACAGUUGGUCUACAUUAUCCUAAAUUCUGUUCUGUACAGCUCCUGGCUGCUUGGAAUUUUUCCAUUUAAGUAUGAACGUAAGCGGAAGAGAUUGCAUCGCUCAAAGUGGUUAAUCCUUUACGGAAUUUCCCUGAGCUUUAGCCUGCUUGUCCUGAUGCUAAAGCAGACUGGAGAGAGCCAGAGAAACGGGGUCAAGUUGGAUGUCUUUCAGAGGAACUUUGUGCUGCAUCAAAUCAGCUUGUUAUUGGGAAUAUUUGGUGUGCUGACCAUAUGUGCGAUGUAUCUGCGAACCUUCUGGCGGAGCCGGAAUCUGGAGGGGAUCUAUAACGAGUUGAUGCUGCUCGAAGUCAAGCACUUUGGGUCUGAUGCCGUGGAGUGUCCCACAUUCGAUGGCUAUGUAAUCAAGAAAGGAUUCCUAAUAGUCGCAGGACUGACCUCCACAUGGAUUUUGCACUUUGGGAUGCCGGAUCAAACGUUGUCAAUAGCAAAUCUUUUGGUUAUUUCGUUGGUCAAAUUGGGAACCUUUCUCCUGGCCAUUCACUUUCAUCUCGGUGCGGCCUUCAUCUACCGCUUUGUGUGGCUCAUAAACAGGGAACUCCUAAUCUUGGUUAGUUCCUUGAGAAAUAAUCACAGGGUAAGCACCUCCAGAGUUCGUUUACUCCUCCGACUCUAUGGAAAACUGGUAGAUCUCUAUGGAAGACUAACCGAUUGCUACGACUAUCAGACGGCCCUAAUGAUGAUAGUCUUCCUGGCAGCCAACAUCAUUGUGUGUUUCUACAUGAUCGUCUACAGGAUCAGUUUGAGCAAGAUGUCCUUAUUCGUAAUGCUGAUUAUGUUUCCCUUGGCUCUGAUCAACAAUUUCCUCGAUUUUUGGCUGACUAUUGCCAUUUGUGAUUUGGUGGAAGGCACUGGAGGAAAAACUACAAUGAUCUUGAAGUUAUUCAAUGAUAUUGAGAUUAUGGAUGAAGAGCUGGAGAGAAGUAUUUCAGAAUUUGCCUUGUACUGCAGCCAUCGGAGAUUGAAAUUCCUUCACUGUGGCUUAUUCCACGUGAAUCGAGAGAUGGGCUUUGAAAUGCUCGUCACAAGUGUUCUGUACCUGCUUUUCUUGGUGCAAUUUGACUUUAUGAACUUGUAA
This is a messenger RNA of Drosophila takahashii, 1164 nucleotides long. RefSeq names its product Gustatory receptor 22d (gene Gr22d). Gene Ontology annotation, cellular component: membrane; dendrite; axon. NCBI's taxonomy places the organism in Eukaryota, Metazoa, Arthropoda, Insecta, Diptera, Drosophilidae. Gene Ontology annotation, biological process: chemosensory behavior; male courtship behavior; sensory perception of taste. The record is from RefSeq and is a predicted model, not a curated record. Gene Ontology annotation, molecular function: sweet taste receptor activity.